Molecule: messenger RNA, 2601 nt
Organism: Sorghum bicolor (sorghum)
Lineage: Eukaryota; Viridiplantae; Streptophyta; Magnoliopsida; Poales; Poaceae
Product: root phototropism protein 2
Exons: 3
Coding region: 83-2227 (714 amino acids)
Molecular function (GO): protein binding
Source: RefSeq, a predicted model, not a curated record
UGAGAGGGAUGGGCAGAAGCCUGCUGUUUCGUCAGAAGACUGCUUCGGCAGCACAAGACUAGGGCGGCCGCUGGUCUGCUGUAUGCCCCCGCUCUGGUACCUGCUCUCUUUCCCUGAUCCUGCUCCUCCUUGUACGGAAGCCGCCGCCUUCGCCGCCGCCGCCGUCGCAAGCUACAGCACCACCUCAUCGUCGUCACGCGUGGUUUCUGCUGCUGCUUCCACCGUCACCAUGGACACGAUCAAACAGCAGUGCAGCAAGGUGUCGUCGUCGUCGUCGUCGUCGUCCCUGGAGAUGGAGAUCCCUGCCGAUCUCAUCAUCCGCAUCGGCGACUCCAUUUUCCCUCUCCACAAGGCGGUGAUGGUGCCCAAGUGCAGCUACAUCCGCCGUGCCAUCACGGCGUUGGCCGCAGCGGCGAGCAGCAAGGCCGCCGACGACGGCGACGCCACGGCCACCGUCGUCGAGCUGGACCUCUCCGCGCUCCCAGGCGGCGCGGACGCGUUCGAGAAGGCCGCGCGGUACUGCUACGGCGCCAACUUCGAGAUCACGCCUGCCAACGCGGCGGCGCUACGCUGCGCCGCGGCGUUCCUCGACAUGCGCCACCCGUCGGCGGACCUGGCACGGCGCGUGGACGAGUUCCUCGCGCGGUCGGCGCUCCGCACGCUGCCCGGCGCCGUCGCCGUGCUCCGGUCCUGCGAGGCGCCCGACGACGACCUCCUCCGUGCCGCCGCCGACGAGCUCGGCGUCGCGCGCCGCGCCGCGGAUGCCGUCGCGCUCGCCGUCUGCCGCGAGGCGUUGUUCCCGACGACGACCACGUCGGGGUCGUCGCGGCUCCCCGGGUGGUGGAAGGUGGAGCUGGCGGCGCUGUCGCCGCGCUCGUUUGCGAGAGUCGUCACGGCGCUAAGGUGCCGCCGCGCGGACCCGGCCGUGGUGGCCGCCGCGGCGGGGAGCUACGCGGAGCUCGUCCUCGCGGAGGUCCUCGCGGCGCCGCGGGACUGCGCGGACCAGCGCGCCCUGCUCGAGUCCGUCGUCGACGUGCUCCCGUCGUCCGCCGACGCGCCCGGCAUCCCGGCGUCGUUCCUCUGCCGCCUCCUCCACGCCGCCGUCGCCACCGAGGCGUCCGCCAAGGCGUGCCGCGACCUGGAGCUCCGUGUCGCGGCGGUGCUCGACCAGGCUACCGCUGAGGACCUGCUCAGCGUCGCGCUGGACGCCGCCGGGGAGCGUGUUAGGAACACCGACACCGUGCGACGCGUCGUGACUGCCUUCGUCGAGCGGCAUGCGGCGGCGGCGGCGGCGGCGCCGGAGAGCGAGAGGAGGAGGAGCCGUCGGGCGUCCAUGUCCGGGACGACGGCGGCGACGGAGCUCGGUGCUGGGACCCGGCCCGGCGCGCUGGAGAAGGUGGCGAAGAUGGUGGACGAGGUGGCGGCGGAGAUCGCGACGGAGGAGGCGCUGCCAAUCUCCAAGUUCGUCGGCGUGGCGGGCGCGGUGCCCAAGGACGCGCGGCCGUCGCACGACUGCCUGUACCGCGCCGUCGACAUCUACCUCAAGACGCACCCGGCGCUGGACGAGAUCCAGCGGGAGAAGGUGUGCAGCGUCAUGGACCCGCUCAAGCUCUCGUACCAGGCGCGCCUGCACGCGUCGCAGAACAAACGGCUGCCGCUGCAGGCGGUGCUCAGCGCGCUCUACUACGACCAGCUCAAGCUCCGGAGCGCCGCGGACGCCGCGACGUCGAUGGGCGACGUGGUGGCGGACACGCAGACCCAGUCGUCGUCGGCCGCCGGGAGAGCUCGCGCGCAGGCCAUGGCGGACGCGGCGCUGGCGCGGGAGAACGAGGCGCUGCGGGUGGAGCUGGCACGGAUGCGCGCAUACAUGUCCGGGACGAUGCAGCACGGCAAGGGGCGCGAGUCGUCGACGCCGGCGUCACCGUCUCGGACGGCGAAGAAAGCGACAUUCUUGGGGACGGAGCUGGCACGGAUGCGGGCGUACAUGUCGGGGAUGCACCACAGCAAGGGGAGCGGGGCGACGCCACCGGCGUCACCGUCCCGGACGGCGGCGGCGAAGACGAAGGCGAGCUUGUUGGGGUCGGUGUCCCGGUCGCUGAGCCGGCUGAACCCGUUCAAAGGCGGGUGGACGACAAACCACACCGGCAGCAUCGCCGCCGGUGGACGCCCGUGCAAAACGAUGCACCAUGUGGUCACGCCCAAGAGGAGAAGGUCCUCCAUAGGUUGAUGGUCUGUGCAAUUUUUAGGAGAGCGUGCGCAUGGCUUGUAGUUCCAUUAUUAUUAUUGUGUGUGUGUGUGUGUGUUUUUUUUAAAUUUAUUAUUGUACUAAUAUAUAUGAAUGUGUGCCUUUUCCCAAAAAAAAAGAAUGUGUGUAGUAUGAAGUGGCUUGCUAAAAAAACUAAAAUUACAUGUUCGUAUCAGUCAUCAUUUUUAUCUUUUCUUUUAUCUUCAUUUAUUUGCCACAAGCACGGGGAGCUUAGUUUUCUGUUUUUCAUGUGAAUUCACGGGACAAGUUAAAUCAUCUAGAAAUUUGUUAGGCAGCAUGUAUUAUUUUUGGCACAAACCCGAGGAGCUUAAUCAAUCUUUUGAAUUUCAUGUGAA